Molecule: messenger RNA, 1006 nt
Organism: Funneliformis geosporum
Lineage: Eukaryota; Fungi; Glomeromycota; Glomeromycetes; Glomerales; Glomeraceae
Source: the annotation of a GenBank genome assembly
CGAUGAUUAUCAGUUCCUUACUUUACUAGUUUGUAAUCAAUACUGGAAAAGACUUGCAACUGAACACUAUAGAGAGGAAGGAAAUCAUUAUCAACUUCAACAUAAAGCCAAUGUAGAAAAGAGAGUAAUUGAAUUUGAUACCAAAAUUGGGCAAAAGUGGGUAGAUGACCUUGACCAUCAAAACAAGAGAAGGCGUUGCGAAGCCAGUACUCUGGAAAAAUAUUCAGAUUAUAAUAAUGUCAAAAGCCUAGUAGAUGAUAAUGUAGGAGACGAAAGCGAAAACGAAAGUGAGAAUUAUAAUGACUAUGAUGAAACUGGCAAUGAAUCUAACAAGAGGUUUUACCUGUGUUUGAAUGACAUAGAAGUAGAAAGUGAAAGCGAUUAUGAUACAACUGAUGAAAAUUUGUCAUUGCAAUGGAUAACAAAAUUUACCUUUUUUUUUGAUUCUUUAGAUGACCAAUGCGAUUUUGUCUUUAUUGCGGAAGUAAAGUUGCUUAGUCCAAUGUUAUUGAGUUUGAGGAAUUUGAGAGUGACAUCGGAUCAUGAAGCAGAUGAAAAUAAGGAUAAUAAAGAUCCUCUUAAAAUAGACAAAUUGGCUUUUCGCAAAGUGCACCAUGCUAUUCCAGAUAAUGCGAAGAUGUAUUUGAAGUCAGGAAAGAUAGUUGAAGAUGUUCUUUUCAAAGAUAUGAAGCAUGAAUACCAUGCCCAUUCCUACAUUAUAAAUUAUGACGACGAAAAUGUCAAUGAAUUGUUCACCGAAAUGGAGUGGAAUGAAUUAACUGAGGAUCGAAUUAGGAUUUCAGCUGUUCUGCGUGAAAUCAGAGAGGAGCUGGUGAUAUACGGGAAGAAAAAAACAUUAAGUGAGCUUUAUAAUUCUGUGUUGACAUCGUAUUUACAAGAUAGGACCAUCUAUGAUAUCAACAAGCACUACAAUCAGGAGUGGAUACAAAUGGUGAUCGAUACUGGACACCGCAUAAUUAGUGAACAUGCACGUCCAAAUUUUUGA